GCGGCCCGUCGCAACGCUGACGUGGGGCUGCAGCGGCUCCAGGACAGCCAUGGCGGCCGCCUGGGAGGAGAUCCGCCGCCUGGCGGCCGACUUCCAGCACGCCCAGUUCGCCGAGGUCACGCAGCGGCUAUCGGAGCGGAACUGCGUGGAGCUGGUGGCGAAGCUGGUGGCCGAGAAGCGGCUGGACGUGGUGCACACGCUGGACGGGAAGGAGUACGUCACCCCCGCGCAGAUCGGCAGGGAGGUCCGACAAGAGCUGCAGGCGCGCGCCGGUCGAGUAAACAUUGUUGACUUACAACAGGUAAUAAAUGUAGACCUGCUACAUAUUGAAAACCGUGCUAAUGACAUUGUUAAAUCAGAUAGAGCUAUUCAGCUUGUUCUGGGACAGCUUAUAGAUGAGAGUUACUUAGACCAGUUAGCAGAAGAGGUAAAUGAUAAACUACAGGAAACUGGCCAAGUGACAAUAUCUGAACUCUGCAAGGCAUAUGACCUUCCAGGAGACUUCCUGACACAGGCAUUGUCUGGGCGUCUGGGUAGAAUUAUCCGUGGACAAAUAGAUCAGGACAACCGAGGGGUGAUUUUUACAGAAGCCUUUGUAUCCCGUCAUCGGGCGCGUAUUCGUGGUCUGUUUAGCGCAAUGACUCGGCCUACACCUGUAAGUAACUUGAUCACUCGUUAUGGAUUUCAGGAACAUUUGCUUUACUCUGUGUUAGAGGAACUUGUUAACACUGGACGUCUGAAAGGCACAGUGGUUGGCGGGAGACAGGAUAAGGCAGUGUUUGUUCCAGAUAUCUAUGCCAGGACACAGAGCAACUGGGUGGAUUCCUUUUUCAAGCAGAAUGGUUACCUAGAAUUUGAUGCAUUGUCCAGGCUUGGCAUCCCAGACCCUGUGAGCUACAUAAAGAAAAGAUACAAGUCUUCACAUCUUUUAUUUCUGAGCGCAGCCUGUGUUGGUCAGGGAAUUGUGGAUCAAGUGGAGGCUUCUGUAGAUGAAGCCAUCAGCUCUGGAACCUGGGUGGAUAUAGCGACUCUUCUGCCCAGUUCAUUAUCAGUAGAAGAUUCUGGGAUGUUGCUUCAGCAAGUGAUGAGAUCUUUCAACAAACAAUCUUCAGCUAUAGUUUUUAUUGACACUGUUGUGGUCAGUGAGAAAUUUAUAAAUAGUUGUACUGAUCUGUUCCGUGACUUGAUGCACCAGAAAGCUGAAAAAGAAAUGAAAAAUAACCCUGUUCAUUUAAUCACUGAAGAAGAUCUAAAACAGGGUUCUAUUUUGGAAAACUCAUUUUCUAAUAAAAAAGACAAAAAGGAUGAGAGAAGAAAGAAAGCAACAGAGGGCAGUGGAAGCGUAAGAGGAGGUGGUGGUGGAAAUGCCAGAGAGAUCAAGAUUAAGAAGACUAAAAAGAAAGGAAGAAAAGAUGCUGACAGUGAUGAGGAAUCACAAGCAAGUAGCACAAGUAGGAAUAAGCAUCUGGAAAUGCUUUUCAUGUCACAGGAAGAGAUUCAGGAUGUUUUAAGGAACCAUAUUCAAGACUGUCCUGAAGAACUUAUUAUAGAACUUGCUGAACAUUUAAUAAGGCCCCUAACAAAGAGCUAUAAAGAAGUGGUACGUGAUGUUUUCUUAUCUUCAACUUCUUCAUCUGGAGCUAGCAGGAAACGGACCAUCAAGGACUUGCAGGAAGAGGUCUCAAACUUGUACAAUAAUAUCAGAUUAUUUGAAAAGGGUGCAAAGCAUUUUACAGAUGAGACUCAAACUAACCUUGCCAAACACCUGCUGAAGACUGUUUGCACGGACAUUACAAAUCUUAUUUUCAACUUUCUAGCAGCUGAAUUAAUGAUGGCAACAGAUGAUCACACUGCUAUUACAAGUGAAGUCAGGAAAAAGAUUAUAGGUAAAUUACCUGAAGAAUCCAAAGGUGCUUUAACAAAACUACAUGCUUCUUUGAACGGCAAGAGUUUAGAAGAUUUCCUUUUGUGCCUUGACUCUGCAGCAGUUGCUUGUGAUAUUAUGGUGAAAAGGGGGGACAAAAAGAAAGAAAGGCAGGUUCUGUUCCAGCAUAGACAGGCUUUGAUUGAACAACUAAAAGUCACAGAAGACCCAGCUCUCGUUCUGCAUCUUACAUCAGUCCUGUUGUUUCAGUUUUCAACCCACUGCAUGGUUCAUGCCCCAGGAAGAUGUGUGCCACAGAUCAUUGCUUUCCUAAGUACUAAGAUCCCAGAGGAUCAGCAUUCUCUUCUAGUCAGAUACCAAGGAUUAGUGGUGAAACAGUUGAUCAAUCAGAAUAAAAAGAUUGGGCAAGGAGAUGAUGACCCAAUGGAUAAUCUAGAGGAGGAAGAAGGUGCAGAAAAUAUUCGAAAAGAGCUCCAAGAAGUGACAGCCUCCGUCAAAGAUCUUGUCCUCAGGCCCAGAAAACCUUCUGUAACAGAGGAGUAAAGAUCUAAUAAAUUCAUCUCAGUCCACAAAACAGUCAGAAUAUUUUUUUUUCUUGAAGGGAUAAUGUUCAUUUUGUUGUAGUAGUAGAGGAUGGGAUUGUAGGCUUAGAUUUGGUAAACUUUAAUGGUACUGGUGAAUGCAGUAUAAAGCACAACAGGUGGAUGCUCAUCAUGGAUUUGAUUAACUGAAUAAAUUAUUUAAAAAUGAAACAAUACUCGAGCAUUCAUUGUGUUUAUAUUACACUGCAAGAGCAAUGGUAGCUACAAAGGUAAAGUUUUAAGAUGGCACCUUUUUAUGUGGUGCUUCAGGCACAGUUAUUCUUUGAUCGCACAUUCUUCUGUGUCUGUCCAUAGGUUCAGCAUCUGCUUUUCUGACUCUGUUUGUUCUUUCUUCUUCUUAAUGGAAUAGUAAUUACAGCAAUUCAUAGGUUUGUCUGGAUUCACAAAUAUUUUUGUCUAAACCAUAAUUUUAAAACAACAGUAUAAAAAUGAAGGCUCAUUUUUUAUAUCUUUGAUAUGUUUUUAGGAAUAUUUGGCUUUAUUCUGGGCAGUGGGAGGGUUAAUAAUGAAGUUUGCAGGCCUGGCUUCCCAAAAGAGGAAAAAUAGUGGGUGAGUCCAAUCCAAUUAGGAAUGAAACAAUCCUAUAUCUGUACCCAUUGUUUCAUUCCUAAUGAAUUCCACUACACUAUUGUUAUUUUUUAAUCAUUCCUUUAUUAAGGAACGCUUAGAAAACUGAUGAAGUAAAAAUUAUAUGUAAUUCUUUAUUUGGCAUUGAGGGUGGGCCUGAGGAUGGUGACACAGACAGCAGUGGCUAACAUAGCCUGCUCAUUCAUUUAGUAGAUAGGCUUAACCUCAUUUAUGACUCUUAAAGCAGUUUCUUAAAGGUUCAAUAUCACAUAAGGAGACCUUCUUAUUUUAAAAGAUUUGGAGGUGGGAUUUUGUUCAUCUUGGUGCACAUUUCCUAAAAGAAAGUAAAAUGUUGGUUUGAAUCUCUGCUACAUAUGGUUUUUUUUGUCUGGGGCUAUCCUGUUCUGAGAAGUAUUUGAUGUUAUUUUACUGUAUUUCCACCCCUUGUUUUACUUAAACAACUUGCUUUGGAUAGAGGGAAGGAGAAAAUAAAUUGGAAAAGUAUGCAAAUUUGAAUUCUGCAAAUACUGAUUAAUGAUAAAGUUUUUGUGUUGUUUGUGUUUAUUUUUACUUUGUUUCAAAGAGGAAACUGUUUUCAAAAGUACAGUUUUAGGUAUGUUAAGUUUGCAUCAGCUUAUGCUGCCAUUGCAGUAUGCAGUUAUGUGUGCUUUCAGUAUUCUAGAUAUUGCAUAAAAUCAAGUCUGAAUAAAAAGAUAAGAGAGAAUUCCUGUCCAGUGAAAAUAACUCUUCUAUUCUUGUCAAGACCCCAUUGACUACAGUCUAUUGUUCAGUACCUAUGGGGUAUUAAACAGCCAGUGUUACUUGCAAAACCUGUAUCUCCAGUAGAGUUUGUAUUGGGUAAAGUUAAAUUAAAAUGUCCCCUAAAAUGUUGUUCCAACAAAUGAAAAACCACUUCACAUCAAACUUGCAACCAAAAUACUGCCUUUUGUCUCACCCAUUUAUGUAUGUUUUCAAAAUGAAAUUUAAAAAAAUAGAACUAUUUAUAUGGCAGUACUAAACUGCAGUACUGCUAAGUAUUGGUCUUGUACCAAUCAUGAAAGAGAGGAGGUUCAUUCUCUUCUCUCCAAGCUCAGAGACAAAGGUAGUAGCAUCCUAAUUUUGGUAAGCAUACUCCAUGUUUCUUGAUGAAAAAGGACAGUAAGGAGCAAAAGGGGGAAAAUAUUCUGACUGCUUUAACUUUGGUAAAGCAAUAUUGUUUGCAUGUAAGAAACAUUUGUCAUUCAAAAUAAUUUUAAUUUUCAUAUAUUAAAUGUAAACACUUUUAUUUGGCAUUGAUAGCUUUUGUAAAUAAUAUCUAAUCUGACAUUCUGUGUGCAAAUUUACAAUUAUUUUAAUAAAGUUAAAUAAUGAAAUAUUUAAAAUGUA
Molecule: messenger RNA, 4440 nt
Organism: Gavialis gangeticus (Gharial)
Lineage: Eukaryota; Metazoa; Chordata; Crocodylia; Gavialidae
Gene: UFL1
Product: UFM1 specific ligase 1
Exons: 19
Coding region: 50-2428 (792 amino acids)
Biological process (GO): protein K69-linked ufmylation; regulation of proteasomal ubiquitin-dependent protein catabolic process; response to endoplasmic reticulum stress
Cellular component (GO): endoplasmic reticulum membrane
Molecular function (GO): UFM1 ligase activity
Source: RefSeq, a predicted model, not a curated record